Messenger RNA from Nematostella vectensis (starlet sea anemone), 4512 nucleotides. RefSeq names its product protein NLRC3-like. The transcript is spliced from 7 exons. Bases 139 to 3876 code for a protein of 1245 amino acids. Lineage: Eukaryota; Metazoa; Cnidaria; Anthozoa; Actiniaria; Edwardsiidae. The record is from RefSeq and is a predicted model, not a curated record. Gene Ontology annotation, molecular function: protein binding.
ACUAGUCUCCCGCUGUACAGCCACACCUUCAGUCUUCUUUCCCUGCGUAGUUCAUCUCACACACAGCAGUGAUUUAUGAUCGCUAUAUAAAUAUGCGUGCGCCCGAGUAAAGGGCUGAAGCCUUAUUAGACCGGAAAUAUGGCCUCUGACUCCCCCCGCGAGAACUUCCUGCGCCUUUUGCAACUGCUGAUAGAGGGGGGUACGACAGCACUGAGAACAUACUUUGAUGCCAUUCACCCCCCUGCCACCCUUGCAGGGGUUCUCGCCGCCAAGCACAGUCAACUCCAAAACUUGUACAAGAAAGGCAUCAUAAAUUCUUCCCAAUGGCCAUUACUCUACCCUCCAAGUGGAAAUUCUGACUCUAAGCUAUUUGAUAUAACUCUGCUGACCAUGUUACUAAGAAAUAUCUGUGGAAUCCUGACUCCCACUGAUCCAUUCUGGAGUACUUAUCCACCUGACACAGAUAACUCUGAUGAGGCUCAUUUAGUGAGGAUACGGAUGUUGAGAAAUGAAUUUGGCCAUCGCACCACUAUCACUAUCAAUGAUUCUGACUUUGAGGCCUAUUGGCAGAAGAUCUCAGAUGCACUGGUUUCCCUUGGGGCUGAUAGGGCCGAGAUUGAUGAUAUGAAAACAAGGCCCCUGGGAACCAAGGAUUAUCAUGGGACUCUUCAAAGAUGGAUUCACUGUGACUUACAAGAGCUGAAAAUGGAAUCUGAAAAAGUGCAGAAAAUGGCUACUGGGGAUAUUCAACAGCACAUUUCUGAACUGUCAGCGGAAGUCACACGUAAAAGUGAUUUGAAAGAAAGUACAGAAAAGAUUGUGUCUGCAAUAGCUUCACUCCAAGUUGAAUCUCCAAGUCGGAAGAUAGAGAGCAAAGAUGCGGCCACUAUAACUGAGGAAGACAAGGCUGCAUCUAUGAGCACAAGCAUGUGUCAGCAAAGAAAGGUUGGAGAUUCAUUUGUAGUUACUCAAGACAGACAUCAUGACCUCAUGGCUAGCUCAGUUGUAGUGGUUGAUAUAACAGCCUGGACUUGUACUUUACUAUUCAGACCCAGCUUAGCAUCAGAGGAUAUGGAGCUUCCAAAGAAAGAAGUUAUCACACACUUCAUUGAGUGUCUGUGUGAAAAGUACACGACUGGUGAAAUGGCGCUGAUAGAGCCCCUAGAAAACCUUGAAGAGCACGACUUCUCCCUUGACAGCAUGUUCACGGAGCCAAAGAUCGUUAGAAAAGACACUGAUCUUGAAGUGAAGAUGAAUAAUAUGUUUGUUGUUGAUGGGAAAGUGAAGAAAGCGUGCAAGGUGCUUUUGGAGGGUGACUCGGGUGCCGGCAAGACUACCUUGACCAAGAAAUUGGCCUCAGACUGGGCUAAAGGAGUCUUGUCUGGAUCUAGUACCUUUCCAGAAGUGGAGUUACUCCUCGUCUUGAAGUGCAGUGAAAUGAAGGAAGGAAAUGAAGGUGGGGGGAUAUUCCAAGCCAUCCAAGAACAGCUGUUACCUGAGGAGAUCACAGUUGAACAGAGGCUUGUGAUUUUUCAAUACAUCAAGCACAAUCAGGGAAAGGUAAUGGUUAUUUUGGAUGGUUUAGAUGAAAUUCCCUUACAGGCAAAUAGCGUCAAAGAAAGCUUAAAUAAGGUAAUCAGCAGAAAUGCGUUAGCCCUUAGCUAUAUUCUUCUUACAAGCAGACCAGACAAGACCCUGUACAGGCACUUCGUGGGGGGUAACAUUCUGCAGAUUAAGGGGUUGUGUAAUGUAGAUGACUACAUUAGUAAUUUCUUCCCAUCCGAUUUAGAGAGUCAACUUUUUUCCAACUCGAUUAGAAAUUUAAGCUUGUCUAAUCCCCUCACAGUAGCGCUGUAUUGUCUUUGCUAUCAAGAAUGCGUUAAAGCCCACACGAGAGAAGACUUCAGCCACAAUAUUACUAUGAGGGAACUGUACGACGAGGUAGCAUACUCACAUAUAAGGAGGUAUUUCGAGAAGGAAAACAGAAAAUUAGACGAACACGAUAUUCAAACGCUAACCUUGGAAAUCGGUAAAGUUGCUUUUGAAAAUCUAAGAAAAAAUGCUGUCACUUUUUCUCUGACAAAAGUAUCAGAAGACCUGAAAAGAGUAGGGUUUUUGAAAAGGCAAAAACCUCAAUGCGCGAUAAGACCAGUUGAAAUGUUUUCCUUUUUUCACAAGUCUUUCCAGGACUAUUUCUGUGCCGUAUAUUUAGCUAGAAGACUUAGGCAAGGAGUUGUUGAACCUGAACUAAUUGGUAAUUGGCGUUUUUUUUAUUGCGUUGAUCGUUAUGACCUCGCUGCGAUGGUGGGUAGCGAUGCAGUGAAUGUUGUUGAAUCACUUGCUCGGAAAGUACUUGAAUGUCCACCACAAGGUUUUGCUUUGUGUGAUGCUCAUAAUCACUCUAUCGCUUUCGAAUUGCUGUGUCAGUGUCUAGUGGAAUGCAAAAAGUUAGAAAGCGAAUUUGUCAAUUUGUUAAAAAACGUGUACCACCUUUUACCGUGUAGAGUUCUUGUCAUAGCUUCUCGUUCGUCCACACUGUUAGGACUGUCGUAUUUGUUAUCUCAAGAUUUAACUUAUUUUGAGAGCCUGCAAACAGUUGGUUAUGUCAGCGGUUUGCGUCCUCUUAGUGAUCUUUUUCUGAAUAUAGCUGAUAGUGUAGAUACUGCUAUGGCAGCUGUGAUUCCUGGUCAGUUAACAGAAGUGUUAGCCGCUUCUUCAUCGGUUCAAAAGCUCGACAUGUUGUUCGAGGCGUUCCCAUUUUAUGAUGGAAAUUUUGAAGAAGCCAUGGCUAAUGUGCUAUCACGUAACACAUCUUUGCGGUAUCUCCGUCUGUGGGGUGUCUCCGAUAAGCCCGAGCACGAGAUGGGGACGAGUUUAUUCAAAUCUCUGAAGAACAACUCAACACUGUCAGCAAUUCACAUUCAUUUCAAUAGCUUAGGUGAUGCAUGUGCAAGCGAGCUCGCCAUGGUCUUAGUAGUUAACACUAGUCUCAAUGCUGUUUGUAUUGGUGGUGAGUAUUUAGGGGAUGCUGGUGUUGCAAGUAUUGCUGAAGCAUUGAAGGUGAAUACAACAGUGCGAAAACUCGGGAUUAAGGGUAGAAACAUGACGCCUGAAGCAGGACGAGCAUUGGGUGAAAUGUUGAGACACAACACUACUAUCACUUUGCUUUCACUAUUUCGUGGUAAUAUUGGUAAUUCCGGUGCACUGAGUAUCGCUUCCGGUCUUUUGCAAAACACAUCACUCGAAAAGAUUCAAAUAGUAAAUUCUUGUAUAGGUCCCACCGGCGUUUCAGCUUUAGCAAAAGUCAUUCAAAAUGCUACGCAUUUAGAUUUGUCAAGGAACAUUAUAGGUACAAAAGGAGCAAAAGCUAUUUCUAAAGUUAUAGAAAACAGUUGCAAGCUCAAAUAUCUACGUAUUGAUCAUUGUAAUAUAGAUGUGCUUGGUGUCAGAGAUAUUGCUAAAGCUUUGUCAAAAAACACAAAUCUAGAGGAACUGUCCGUAGCUUGUGCUGGUAUAGAUGACGAAGGAAUGUGUGAGCUCGCCCGGUCUGUGGCUAAAAAUAAAUCCCUGCAGGUUCUUACCAUCACCUACAAUAACAUCAGCGAGAAAGGUAAGCGGGCUAUAAUUAAGGCAUGUGCGGAGAGUCAGUCGCUAAACCACCUGUUCCACGAGGACGACCCGAUUCUCAACACAUGCCUCAAGUCUCACUCGGUGUGUCUAUGCAGCCGUGAAGUCUUCUCUCGAUUCGUGCUUGAUAGUCCCUUGAAGGGUUUCCCCUCACCUUACCUAGUGUACAAACAAUACGAGCAAGGUGUAGAAAGUCAAGUUCAGGGUUUUGUCAUAGCUUCAGAUAGAUGUUUGCUAUACAGUAUUUAGUUAUUGUAUUUAGGUUAUCGUCUUGUUUGAUCGCGUGUAUUUUACGUUGAGGCAACCACAUCAGUGUUUUGUACUCUAUAUAAGUCUGGCAGUAGCAGUUACUAAGAGAAAAUAACUUCAUAGAUUAUAACUCUAGGAUGAUUUUAGUUGGGCUAAAUGAAAAUGGUUCCCUUGGUUUACGUUUUCUUCUUUUUUGUUUGUGUUCUUUUUUGUCGGCGCUAUGCGGCUAUGGCGCUGUCAAGUAUAUUUACCACUGUAAGUAGUGGAUUUUACUCUGCCGAUAAGCUUACUUGAUGUAAAUUUAUGUCUAGGUUAUCGUCUUGUUUGAUCGCGUGUAUUUUACGUUGAGGCAACCACAUCAGUGUUUUGUACUCUAUAUAAGUCUGGCAGUAGCAGUUACUAAGAGAAAAUAACUUCAUAGAUUAUAACUCUAGGAUGAUUUUAGUUGGGCUAAAUGAAAAUGGUUCCCUUGGUUUACGUUUUCUUCUUUUUUGUUUGUGUUCUUUUUUGUCGGCGCUAUGCGGCUAUGGCGCUGUCAAGUAUAUUUACCACUGUAAGUAGUGGAUUUUACUCUGCCGAUAAGCUUACUUGAUGUAAAUUUAUGUCUAAAUAAAAAUAAAAGAACUGUUUACACCG